Messenger RNA from Morone saxatilis (striped sea-bass), 882 nucleotides. Its product is annotated as otospiralin. NCBI's taxonomy places the organism in Eukaryota, Metazoa, Chordata, Actinopteri, Moronidae. The record is from RefSeq and is a predicted model, not a curated record. The transcript is spliced from 3 exons. Gene Ontology annotation, biological process: sensory perception of sound. The coding region runs from base 75 to 365 and encodes 96 amino acids.
ACGAGGGACAGGAGCACGAGCACAACCUCCUGCUGAUCAGGUCAAGCCCUUUGUGUCCUGUCUUACGGUUGAACAUGCGUGCUCUGAGUGCGUCUGUGCUGCUCUGCUCCCUUCUACUCGGCUUCCUGCAUCCUACAGGAGCAGAGGAGAGUGAUGCAGCCGGCAGGAGGGAGGAGAGGCAGAAACGAAGCCCACCCUACUGGGGCCUGUGGUCGUCAGACUUUUUCGGGUGGUUGGAGGAGCUGCGGGCUCAGGCUGCUCACGAGGGGAUGCAGGACCUGGCUCGCACCUUCUGGGCUCACUUCCCCAUUGCCAACGAGCUGGGCUACGAUGGUCCCGAGUCUGACCCGCAGCCUGAGGAGUGAGGCAGAGGAGAGAGAGGGUGCAGAUUUAGGAGUCUGAGGGUGGGUCAAAGCUUUAACAUGUGUUCAGAUGUUUACAGAUUAGACGAUAAACAGGCUUGGAGACAUUUUAACCUUUGGGCUGUUGUUAUUUUGUAUGUAUAAAAACAAUAAUUGCAUUUUAUCCCUUUUUUUUCUCUUUUCUUUUGAAUUUCUUAAACCCAAUUUGGAGAAACGUGCUGAAGUGGUAACCCUUCCUUUUGCCACAACAAAAUAUAAAAAGAAAUACCAAAUAAGGAAAUGUUUAACAUUUUAAAUGUUUUAUGGGUUAUGUGUAAAUAGACGUAAAUAUUACACACUGCACCUUUAACUGUAAGAUCAUUUUGAAGCCGGACUGUUGUAUUAGACGGCACUGGUUUGAGCUGGGUGUGUCUAAUAAAUUGGCAAUUGACUGUAUUUUGCCAGCAAUAAUUAUGUUCCUUUACUUAAGAAAAUGUACAUGUCAAGGUAAUGUUUAGUGUGUUUUAUUGAGCUGUUAAAG